GUGUUUCAGAUAAUUUUACCUUACGGCUUGGCUACUUUUGUUGUCACAGGUGCCAACGGAACGCCACCGACAACAAUCACCCCGAUAAUAGCCGAGUUAUCGGUUUCGCGGGGUUGAGCGAGACGAGAAAUGGAAGGAGUGGGGUCUCGACUGGGUCGUGCCUCUUCUCGAUACGGCCCAUCAGCGAGUGCUGCUGUGUUCAACGGCCCUGUGAGGAAAUGGAGGAAGAAGUGGGUCCACGUGUCCCCAUCUUCCACCGUUAGUCACCACAACUCCCACUCCCAUUCCAACGGCCACACCAAUAACAGCUCUCGUCUCCUCCUUUGUCGGUGGACUCCUCUUUCCCCCGCCGCCGCUGCCGAUGCCUCCUCCUCUGAGGAGCCUCCCAAACGCAAGUUCCGCUACACUCCGAUUGCGGUGCUAGAAGAACAGAGGAAGGCCGCCAAAAAGUUUGAUCAUGAAGCUAAGGCAGGCAGUAUCAACCAGUUCACAGAACUGCCAACCUCAAAGAACGAUGAGCAAACUAGUGACACUGCUUUGAAGACAGAAACACAGGAUUCGAGCACAAGUAAUCUGGAUUUGGGCUUGUGCUUGAAAGGCCACAAUGGUGACCAUGAUAAUAAUAACCUUGGCCAGAGCAAAGAGGGUGAAAUGAAGAAAGCAAGCGCCGGUGGGUUUUGGACGACUAGUUGACACCCAGCAGACCCUUGAAACAGAAGAAGCUGGUUAGGUAUGCACUGGUAUGAAGUCUCAAUUGGGCGACUCAAUUUGAUGAUUAUGGCGAACGAUACAGUUUAUGUUGUAGAAGAAGCAACAUUGCUUCAUCUUGUAAUUGAUUGUAGGGCAUAUGUCUGCAGUUACUAGAUGAAUGUUUUAUGUCAAUUAAUGGCAUUUGUACGCAAUGGAAAACCAUCUGAUCCUAAACUUAUUUUACCACCCCACUAGUAUUAGCAAGUUUACAGUAA
Hevea brasiliensis (rubber tree) is the source of this 965-nucleotide messenger RNA. RefSeq lists its product as uncharacterized. The record is from RefSeq and is a predicted model, not a curated record. Lineage: Eukaryota; Viridiplantae; Streptophyta; Magnoliopsida; Malpighiales; Euphorbiaceae. The transcript has 3 exons. The coding region runs from base 130 to 693 and encodes 187 amino acids.